ACAGAAAAAAAGGAAAAUAAAGGAUUGGGUUUUGGAAAUAUCAGAUGUGGGCAACGAAACUCGACCGGAACCAAUCGUUCCUUCUGUGAAGCUCUUGGAUUCUAGAGAUGGGCAGCACAAGCACCACCAGCUCUGCUCUAGUCCACCAUUUCCGCCUCACCACUCGCAACUUGGAUUCGCCUACAAAGCGUCCUCACGCUGUAAAUUUCUGCAGUUCGUGGAGGGAAGCUGGACUCCGAUACGCUGUGACGCAACGCCGGAGCAAAGGCUUAGGCCGCUUGUCAGCUCUGGAUGAUAGUUCUGACGAUUCACCAACGGAGUCCACCCCCGGCGCUGGCUCUGCUGUAGAAGACAGACCACCAGCUGUGUCCUUUGAGCAAGAAGAUAGAGCAAGUCCGGUCUAUGAGUUUCUCUAUCCCCGUAAAGAGGAGCUCCCUGAUGACAAAGAAAUGACUAUAUUCGAUCAUCUCGAGGAGCUCCGGGAGAGGAUAUUUGUCUCGGUUUUGGCUGUGGGAGCUGCAAUCUUGGGAUGCUUCGCCUUCUCCAAAGAUCUUAUUGUCUUUCUUGAAGCUCCCGUCAAAACUCAGGGUGUGCGGUUUCUGCAGCUUGCUCCAGGCGAAUUUUUCUUCACAACUUUAAAGGUCUCGGGUUAUUGCGGGCUUCUACUAGGGAGCCCAGUGAUCCUGUAUGAGAUUAUAGCUUUCGUCCUUCCCGGCCUGACCAAGGCUGAGAGAAGGUUUCUGGGGCCAAUUGUCUUUGGUUCCUCCUUGCUCUUCUAUGCUGGACUUGCCUUCUCCUACUGGGUUUUAACCCCUGCAGCCUUGAAUUUCUUUGUCAAUUACGCUGAAGGUGUGGUUGAAUCUCUGUGGUCUAUCGACCAGUACUUCGAGUUUGUAUUAGUGCUUAUGUUCAGCACGGGCCUGUCUUUCCAGGUUCCAGUCAUUCAGUUACUCCUGGGACAAGUAGGGGUGGUGUCAGGAGAUCAAAUGCUUUCAAUUUGGAGAUAUGUGGUGGUAGGUGCGGUGGUUGCAGCAGCUGUAGUCACACCCUCGACAGACCCUGUCACUCAAAUGCUCCUAGCUACACCGCUUCUAGGGCUCUACUUGGGUGGUGCAUGGAUGGUCAAGCUCACAGGUCGGUGAGAAACUUGGUUGUUCACUCAUGUAUCUUGUAGAGUAUAUUAUUACACUUUCCAUGCAUUAGACCACAGUCUGGUGCCCAAAGUGUUUACCUUCUUUGGAUGUACAAAUUCAUAGACCUAAAAGAGCAACAAGGUUAAGGGGAUAUAUAAUUCAAAUUCUGGAUGAAUA
Camelina sativa (false flax) is the source of this 1310-nucleotide messenger RNA. RefSeq names its product sec-independent protein translocase protein TATC, chloroplastic. Gene Ontology annotation, biological process: protein transport by the Tat complex; intracellular protein transmembrane transport. Gene Ontology annotation, molecular function: proton motive force dependent protein transmembrane transporter activity. The record is from RefSeq and is a predicted model, not a curated record. Lineage: Eukaryota; Viridiplantae; Streptophyta; Magnoliopsida; Brassicales; Brassicaceae. Gene Ontology annotation, cellular component: TAT protein transport complex; membrane.